AAACCCUUUAUCCGGCAAACCAACACCGAAAAAUAAUAACAGUUUUUAAUCUUAGCUUGACGAUAGAAUCUUCCGCCAUAACACUUAACAUUUAAAACUUUAAAGUUUUUGUCUUCCUAAAUUGGUAAUUUUAUGUUCCUAGCAUGUCACAAACGAAGACGGAAGUUGUCUACAGGGACUACUCUCGCAUCGCUUGAGUCUUCUCCGAUUCUCCGUGUUUUGAAGCCGCAGGAAUGGUCGUGCUAAGAGGAAUCCCCUCUGUUUUAUCACCUGAACUUCUGUAUGCUCUCGCUAAAAUGGGCCACGGGGAUGAACUGGUGCUUGCUGAUGCUAAUUUCCCAGCAUCUUCUAUUUGUGCAUGUGGCCCAAAGGAAAUAAGGGCUGAUGGGUUGGGGAUCCCACGGCUUUUGGAGGCUGUUUUGAAGCUUUUGCCCCUGGACACCUAUGUCCCCUUUCCGGCUGCAGUUAUGGAUCUAGUAGAUAGUGACAAGCAGAGAUGUUUAGCUGUGCCUGUGUGGGGCACCUACGAACAGCUCUUGAGGCAGGCAGGCUCUCAGGUUUCUCUUGAGAAGGUGGAAAGGUUUGCUUUCUAUGAACGAGCCAAGAAGGCCUACGCUGUUGUGGCAACAGGGGAGACGGCUCUGUAUGGUAACCUGAUACUGAAGAAGGGGGUCAUUCCUGCUGAGCAGCUACAGUGACACGCACGCACACACACACACACACACAUUUUGAACACAUUUGAUGAUUUCAGUUUUUAAUUACUGUUGUU
This is a messenger RNA of Oreochromis aureus, 769 nucleotides long. It is a transcript of the gene fuom, whose product is annotated as fucose mutarotase. Gene Ontology annotation, molecular function: fucose binding; racemase and epimerase activity, acting on carbohydrates and derivatives. The transcript is spliced from 6 exons. NCBI's taxonomy places the organism in Eukaryota, Metazoa, Chordata, Actinopteri, Cichliformes, Cichlidae. The record is from RefSeq and is a predicted model, not a curated record. Bases 234 to 698 code for a protein of 154 amino acids. Gene Ontology annotation, biological process: fucose metabolic process.